This is a messenger RNA of Helobdella robusta, 1407 nucleotides long. RefSeq lists its product as hypothetical. The record is from RefSeq and is a predicted model, not a curated record. The coding region runs from base 1 to 1407 and encodes 468 amino acids. Lineage: Eukaryota; Metazoa; Annelida; Clitellata; Rhynchobdellida; Glossiphoniidae. The transcript is spliced from 4 exons.
AUGGAUAUGAAAUUUCUAAGCACCACUACAUUAAACAAGAACAGUCGCUUAAAUACAUGGUCUCAGUUGUCUGGUAUGUUUACCGUGUUAAAUAAGCAUAAUGCCGAUAAUUUGGAUCAUCUUACGAAAGCCCUUGAAGAACUAAACAGCAUGGAGGACUUGCGUACGUCAUCACAUUUCCAGUUUUUGAUGGCACAGUUGGAAAUGCUCUUAAUUCCUUUAAAUAACCUUAAAUAUACUAAAUACAAUCUUAUAUUUGCUGUUGAACUCCUGUGUGUAUCGCCUGCUGCAUACAGAAUGCUGAGAGGGUCACGAACUGUGUUAUUGCCAAAACAGCAAAUGAUCAGGGACUUAAUGAGUCGUAGUGUAAACGGCAGUAACUUGCAAACUGCUUUUAAAGAACUUAAACCUGAACAGCGUCUUGUUAAUAUAUUGUUUGGCGAAGUUAAACUCAAGAGUGUCCUCCGUUUCACAGCUGGCCUUGUUGUUGGGUAUGCUGACAAUCAGCCAGAAAAGUUAGCUACUUCAGCACUAGCGUUUGAACUGGUUUGUCAUUAUGGCGGACCACGAUUUACUAUUCGUAUUAUUUCGGUUGCAAAACUUGAUGCAAACUCAUUGAAGGAGUACCUGUUAGAAGUUAUUACAACAAUCACACACUGCGGGGGUCGACCUAUAUCAAUAAUCUGUGACAACUGCCCAUUAAAUCAGCGGAUGUACAAGAACCUAGGUGGCCCAGGUAUUGUUCAAGUGCCAGACGACACAUUGCAUAUGUAUCUGGUUUAUGACUAUAUCCAAAUUUUUAAAAAUAUCAGAAACAACUGGAUAACAAAGUCGCAACAGAAGCUUAUUUUCCAAUUGGGUAGAAAAGAGUACAAAGCCUGCUGGAGAGAUAUUAUCCAUCUGUAUAACAUCGACAGCAAGACGCCUGUUCCACUUGUAUGCAAGGUGUUUGAUGAUAAGACUGUAGCAGCCUUUGAAGCAGUUAAAGACAAUUUAGAAUUUCAACGAGGUACAAUAGAAUUUGUCAAGUUAAUAACAAGUUGGUUCAAAAUGAUGAACGUCAAAGAUAGAUACAGUUACAUUAAACUCAAAGACGACAAACGAGAACCCUGGAAGUUUAAUUGCGAAAGUUUCAAAAAGUUGGAGUUCAUUUGCAAUGUUAUUAGUACGUGUAAGUGGCAAGAUACUGGAAAACGAUGUCAUAAGCUUACCAAAUUCACUGCCGACGCCUUCGUGGUAACUACAAAAUUCAACAUAGCUGCUUCAACCGAACUUCUCAGUGAUCACCAUUUCAGAUAUGUGGCCGUAACUUCAACACGACGAAGUCAUGCGAGCGUCAGGUCACCCCGUGUUGCCCGGGUGACAGGAACGCCAGUUGGUAUAUGCGAUCAAUAUGAAACGAAGUAA